Messenger RNA from Sesamum indicum (sesame), 2418 nucleotides. RefSeq lists its product as uncharacterized. Lineage: Eukaryota; Viridiplantae; Streptophyta; Magnoliopsida; Lamiales; Pedaliaceae. Gene Ontology annotation, molecular function: protein binding. The record is from RefSeq and is a predicted model, not a curated record. Gene Ontology annotation, cellular component: membrane.
CGGUGGAAAAGACAAAUAAAAGUAGUUUAGGGGAGUUGAGUAUAAUUAACCAAAAUGUGAUGCUUCUGAGAAGCGAUGAUACAUUGACUUUGGUGAGAGAAGGAGGCAAGUCAACUCAAAAUGCUAAUAAUGUGUAUGCAUGAAUAUUCUUAUCAGAGUACUCUGUCCUUAGUCUUUCAGCACUAAUUAUCAGGAGUUCAUAAGAAGAUGGCAUUGCCUUCCACACGAUUGGCCAGUAGCAACAUCAGUAAUUUCGAUUAUAUCAUCAAUGUUGAGGAUAGUUAUCGGAGCUGGUCCGUACUCCUUUACAAGGCCCUAAACCAGGGCAACUGGGAAACCGUGGAGACAAUUGUAAUGCAACAACCGGCUGCGAUCACAGCAAGGCUGACACCGUUUGCUGAGACACCGCUCCUGGUGGCUGUCAAGGCCGGGCAAGGGCUGCCCUUUAUAAGGAAGCUACUGCAUUUUAUGCAGCCAGAGGCGCUGGCCCUGACUGAUUACUUUGGCAACACUGCCCUCCAUGCAGUGGCGGUGCUAGGAAACAUCCAAGCAGCCAGGCUGUUUGUGGAGCAAAACCGCAAUUUGCUGAAUAUUUGGAACAUUGAUGGAUGUCUGCCAAUCCACUUGGCUGCUAUGAGAGGGCACAGAGAGAUGACAUUGUACUUAUUUUCUGUCACCAGAGAAGAUAAAAAUUUGGAACCGUUCAACGAAGCUGCUGGUGCCACACUUGUGCAUUUUGCUCUCACUUCUGGAUUCUAUGAUUUGGCUCUAUAUUUGGUCGAGCACAACCCAGGCUUGGCAUGGCAGCAUGAGGAUAUCUCUCCCUUGGAACUGUUGGCCCAAGAGCCUUCUGCUUUUCCAAGCGGAAUGGACUUUAAUUUUUGGCAGUUCUUCAUGUAUUCCUGUGUUCCUGAGAAGCUAGUUGAGAUUCCAGAGAGCUUAGUGGGCUUGACGAGAUCACCAAAAAUUUCUUCCUUUAAGCCGCAGAGGCGUUGCAGUAAUCAAUUUUCAAGAGCUUAUGAAGAGUUGCAUGUAAUACUUUGGAAGGUGCUUGAAACAUUAGCCAAGCCCUUCAAACACAUUCGUCACAGAAAAGCCAUGCAUCAUCAAGCACUUCAACUGAUAAAACAAGUGUGCGCAGAAAUUAGACGCUUGGAUAAUGCAAAAGCUGCAUCAAUACUCACAGGGCCAUUCCUUCUUGGGACACAAAACGGAAUACAUGAAAUUGUCAAAGAAAUUUUGGACUCCUUUCCUCAAGCAAUAACCUUUGUAGAUGAAGAGAACCACUCAGUGUUUCAUCUUGCAGUAAUGUACCGUCAUGAGAAGGUAUUUAAGAUUGUUCAUGAACAGAGUGGACAUUAUAAUAUGUCAUUAUCACUGUUGCUGGAUAACGAGAGGAACAAUAUACUACACUUGGCGGGAUAUAGACCCCAUCUAGACCGACUUGAUCUGAGCUCUGGAGCUGUUCUUAGGAUGCAGCGCGAGCUGCAAUGGUUCAAGGAAGUAGAGAAAUUUGUACUGCCCCAAGAAAGGAAGUCCAAGAAUGCUUAUGGUAAGACACCAUUGGCGAUAUUUAAUGAGGAACAUCGUGAAGUAGCCGCGUAUGAAACACAAUGGAUGAUAGGCAUGGCAACUUCAUGCACAGUUGCUGCAUCGCUCAUUGCCACUGUUGCAUUUGCUGCUGCAAUUACAGUACCUGGUGGGAACAACAGCAGCGGUCUCCCAAUAUUCUCCAGCGAAAAGGCCUUUCUACUAUUUGCUAUUGCUGAUGCUCUUGCGCUUCUCUCAUCAAUUACAACUGUUCUAUCCUUCUUAUCUAUUUUCACUUCUCGUUACUCAGUCAAUGAUUUCCUAUAUGCGCUGCCCAACAGACUGAUAAUUGGUCUGAUCUCUCUCUUCCUCUCUGUAACAUCUCUGAUGGUUGCCUUUGGUUCUACUAUGUUCCUUGUAGCCGCUAAAAGAAAUAGCCUGAUCCUCGUACCGAUAAUAGCAUUGGCUUGUGUGCCGGUGUCCCUGUUUGCCUACCUACAGCUUCCUCCACUUCUUAAUAUGAUCAAAUCCACAUAUGGUCCCAGCAUAUUUGAUUGAUUAUUGGACUCAAUCGCCAUUCAUGUCAGCGAUCAAAACAAGCCCGAUUACUGCUACGUCAUAUCAACUUCAAAGCAUGCCCGACUGCUGGAGUUCCAUGUGGGUAGUUUGGAACCGGCUAAAUUGCUGAAUCUUGAUCUUUAUUAUACUAUCCGAUCAUUCAAUUAAGUUGAAGACAUGACUAGUUAUCUAUUAUUGUGCUCAAAAAAUGGUCAAAAUGACCGGUGUACAACAAGGCGUCUUUUACUUUGACGGAAGGGAUUAAGUUGUCAUAGAAUAAUGAUGGAUAAAAUGCGAGUUGGGAUUAAGUUAUCGUACUAUAUAUCUUAU